CAGAAAUUGUAAAAUCGAAACGGCGUCGUUGUCGUCGUUAGAGAAAGCACCAAAACAACACCCAAUCUUCCUUCUCUCAUUGGAAGAAAACCUCGACGGCGACGAAAGAAUGCCUGGGAUCCGAGGUCCGGCCGAGUACUCGCAGGAGCCACAUCGUCACCCUUCUCUCAAGGUCAACGCCAAGGAACCUUUCAACGCUGAGCCUCCCCGCUCCGCCUUAGUCUCAUCUUAUGUCACUCCCGUCGACCUUUUCUACAAGCGAAAUCAUGGCCCCAUCCCCAUCGUUGAUCACCUUGACAGCAGCUACUCUGUCACUCUUACUGGGUUGAUCCAGAACCCCAGGAAACUCUUUAUCAAAGACAUCAGGUCCCUCCCAAAGUACAAUGUUACUGCUACUCUACAGUGUGCCGGUAACAGAAGGACUGCCAUGAGCAAAGUUAGGAAUGUUAGAGGCGUUGGAUGGGAUGUUUCUGCUAUUGGCAACGCUGUCUGGGGUGGGGCGAAAUUGGCCGAUGUUCUCGAGCUUGUUGGGAUACCAAACCUGACUGGCUCAACCGAUUUAGGAGGCAGACAUGUUGAGUUCGUUAGUGUUGAUCGCUGUAAGGAGGAGAACGGGGGCCCUUAUAAGGCGUCAAUCCCUCUUAGUCAAGCCACAAAUCCUGAAGCCGAUGUUUUACUUGCUUAUGAAAUGAAUGGAGAGACCCUCAAUAGGGAUCACGGAUUUCCUCUAAGGGUGGUUGUCCCUGGUGUAAUUGGUGCUCGUUCGGUCAAAUGGCUUGAUUCCAUCAAUGUCAUCGCUGAAGAAUGCCAGGGAUUCUUCAUGCAGAAAGAUUACAAAAUGUUCCCACCCUCUGUCAAUUGGGAUAAUAUCGACUGGUCCUCAAGGAGGCCGCAAAUGGAUUUUCCUGUUCAGAGUGCAAUUUGCUCUGUGGAGGACGUGCAGAUGGUGAAGCCUGGAAAGGUUAGCAUCAAAGGGUACGCAGUUUCAGGAGGUGGACGCGGGAUAGAGCGAGUGGACAUAUCCCUCGAUGGAGGCAAAAACUGGGUGGAAGCUUCUAGAACGCAAAAACCAGAAAUGCAUUACAUCUCUGAACACAACUCCAGCGACAAAUGGGCAUGGGUGUUGUUUGAAGCCACCAUUGAUGUUUCGCAGACUACGGAGGUCAUCGCCAAAGCGGUCGAUUCGGCCGCAAAUGUUCAACCGGAAAAUGUGGAGUCGGUGUGGAACCUAAGAGGGGUUCUCAACACUUCGUGGCACCGUGUCCUUCUCCGUCUUGGCCACUCAAACUUGUAGACCAAGUUACCAGCAGACGAUGUGUAUUCUCUCUUUUACCCGUUCUUUCAAACUAAAAAGUUAAAAACUUCCUUAAUUUAUUACCUUUUCGAGUUGAAACUUCCUUAAAUAUGCCUUGUGGAUUUGUGAGAGCAAAGUUGGGGUUUAGUUAAAUAAAAUGAGAAAACCCAUCUGUUGUCAUGUCACAUGUGGGGUGAAUUAUAUAUUACAGUAUGCAUAUCCAGUAUUAUUUAUACAUGUAUUCAUGAAAUCA
Molecule: messenger RNA, 1547 nt
Organism: Camelina sativa (false flax)
Lineage: Eukaryota; Viridiplantae; Streptophyta; Magnoliopsida; Brassicales; Brassicaceae
Product: sulfite oxidase
Biological process (GO): sulfur compound metabolic process
Cellular component (GO): mitochondrion
Molecular function (GO): molybdopterin cofactor binding; sulfite oxidase activity; heme binding
Source: RefSeq, a predicted model, not a curated record